Psilocybe cubensis is the source of this 2151-nucleotide messenger RNA. RefSeq lists its product as uncharacterized. The transcript is spliced from 5 exons. The coding region runs from base 1 to 2151 and encodes 716 amino acids. The record is from RefSeq and is a predicted model, not a curated record. NCBI's taxonomy places the organism in Eukaryota, Fungi, Basidiomycota, Agaricomycetes, Agaricales, Agrocybaceae.
AUGGAUGCCAUAAAGGAGGACGGACUAACAACAGACGCAAACAAAGCGUAUGGCGGCGUCGGCGAUGCAGGGCCCAAAAGUUUAAGCCAGCAAGCAUUCAAGGCUCCACCUCCAUUCAACCCCCAACACCGCCAGCACGAGCAAGCUCGUUUCUUUCCUGGCGUCUCCGACUACGAGAAGGCUGGCGACCCUUCUUCAGCUAUCAUGCUCUCUCGCAGAAGAGGAUCAGUUGUCGGCUUCGUACGCCGACACAGCGGCUACAUUUUCAUGUUCACAGUCUUGUUCAUGUUCAUGCAGCUAGGCUUCCACAAUGGACAAAAGCACCAUCCUCAGAUGCAAAAUAUGGUUGUUCGAGAUCCUGAAGAUACCUGGACAACAUCGCCUAGUAGUAUCCUAUCACCUCCAGAAGAGGAGAAGAAGCGGAAGAGUGUCAUCGCAGAACACCCUAUUCCAGGGCUUAUGGAGGAGGCUGAGCUGAAAUAUCGGAAGAAACUUGGUGGUCAAAGCAAAACACUCAAGGCUGCCGUGGCGGAAUACCGAAGACGAUACAAGCGCGCCCCUCCGAAAGGUUUUGACGACUGGUGGGCGUUCACCCAGAAAUACGACGUCAAGAUGAUAGACGAAUACGACGGGCUCAUUGAAGAUUUGAAACCAUUCUGGGAUCUUUCUGGAGAGGAAAUCCGACGACGUGCUGCCCAGGUUGGAGAGCUUCCUUCGAUCGACCUGGUCCGGAUACGCGACGGAAUGGCAACUGUCAUCAAUGUCAAUCCCAAUUUCCACGAUAGUGAAGUCAGCGCAAGGGCUCGCGGGUUCAAGAGUAUGAUUGGAAAGUUUAUGACUACACUUCCAGACAUGGAUUUCCCUAUCAAUGCCAAAGCAGAGGGUCGUGUGCUAGUUCCAUGGGAGCAUCGAAAGUAUCCCAACUUGACGCUUCAGGAUUCAUCGAAGGGCGUACAAGCUAUGCUGGGAGGACCUUUUAAACCUGACUGGGGUGAUGAUGGCAAUGUGUGGGAGGCUUGGAGGCGCACAUGCUCCCCCGACAGCUCUGCCCGCCGUCUCCUCUCGUCUCUGCGAGCCAACGCCAACGUUCCAGUCAAAAAUCACCUUGCCUCCAAAGAUCUUUCUCCCGGCUCCGACUUUUCUUUCGUAGAAACCACAUCUUCAUCCGAGGACUAUUGCGAAACGCCUUACGCGCACUACACCCAAGGCCACUUUUUCUCAGAUUGGCGAUCUAUACCCGUCCUGUACCCUGUCUUUAGCCCCGCCAAAGCUCGCGGGUUCAUGGACAUCCGUAUCCCCAGUCACUAUUACUAUGGUAGCACGAAGCGAUACACGUACGGCUGGGACUCUGUCAACCUUGAGCUCAACGAGAUCGACGUCAUGGAGGUCCCUUGGGAGGAAAAGAUCGACAAAAUUUUCUGGCGUGGGGCAACGACCGGUGGCGGGAGCCAUCCACCUGGUUUUGCGCCCCAGUAUCAGCGCCACAGGUUCUUACGCAUGGCCUCUGACACGUCGAAUGCGUCGAAAGUGAUUACAUUCGCUGACCCACCAACUGCAGGCGUUCAUUGGGUUUCAGCCGCUGUGCCUAUUGGGACUCUGAACGAGGAGAUCAUGGACGCGGCAUUUGUCAAGUCUGUCUCUGCGAACAGCUACCCUGGUGGUCAGAAAGCGCUCGAGGCGGACCACCGUUUUGGCGACUCUGUACCACUGGGUAGACAUUGGGCGUAUAAAUAUCUCAUUGAUAUGGACGGAAUGAGUUACAGUGGCCGAUUUAUGGCCUUCCUUGCUAGCGACAGCGUGCCUAUUAAAUCAACUGUGUAUGACGAAUUCUUCACAGAUUGGAUCCAACCUUGGGUACACUUUAUCCCCUUGUCGUCAUCAUACAAGGAAAUAUACAACAUCCAUGCAUAUUUCUCUGGUGCUACUCAAUCCACCUUGCGUGCUGUGAACUCCACGUCUGCCGAACUUCCUCCAGACCAGCGUAGAUCCAUUGAAGGUGACAAACGCCUACGACGAAUCGCGCGUGCUGGGAAACGAUGGAAGCAGACAAUCGGAAGGACGCUAGACAUGGAAGCUUAUGUAUAUAGACUAUGCCUCGAGUGGGCACGAUUGUGGGCUGACGAUCGUGACUCUAUGAACUUUUCCCUCUAA